CGCGUGUAUAUAGGUUGCUGUUGUGGUAUCCAGGCAGAAUAGGCAUCUUCUGCCUGAGAUUGUUGAGGAGUAUAAAGUCCUCCUAUCACAAUUGUACCCAAGAGGGCCAAGAUGGUGCUAUAUUCAUCGUGAUGGAAUAGCCCAGUGCCCCUCGCUGGAGUUCAAGCAGUAUGAAGGGAAUAUACCUGUGGGUCCUGGUGAAGCACGAGAGCUACAAGAUGGAUAUUUUGAGCUGUGCAUCAGUAAGAAGGAUGGCAGUGAGCUCAAAGAUUUGAGUGUAAAGGACCCUCCACAAGAGCUUGAAGGAGACAGUGACACAAAGGAGGGUCUGCACAAGACAUUAUCUAGAGUUCAUGGAGUUGAGCAAUUUGAUCCCCAGGGUAAUCAAAAGGAUUAUGUCAAGUUUAUUGAAGACCAUAAGGAUCACAUUAAGCAGAGACUGGCGGAAGGAUUGGAGUGGUUUUACAAGGAAAAAAGGAAGCUGUGCAUUCUUAAGUUAGAGGGAAGGUUUGGCAAAAUACUAUGGAAGCAUUUACCCCAAGUUAUGUGUGGUGGCAGUUUUGGGGUUAAGGAUUUUGAAGAAUUUUGUUAUGAGUCAAAAGAGUACUCAAGAACAUUCAGACCAAAUGUAAAACAGGGGUCCGCUGAUACAGUCAGGGGAAAUUUUCAGGAAGCAGAAAGUUGUGUUCUGGAGACAUUUGAUAUCAAGUUUACUACACCAAGGAGAGAGAGCGAAAUGCAAUAGAUGUGCGUGUGAAGUUUGAACAAGGCAAACCAAUACUUCUUCUUGCAAAGAAAAAUGAAAAGAAAAUUGUGGUCUUUGAUGUUCUCUACCUGCAUAGAAACCAUGAUGUUCGAAUGUCCCUGAGCUACUAUGAGGUUGUACAGCCAGGCUCUGCUGAGCAUGCAGUGGUAGAGCAACUUCUGAAGACCAUGUCACUCGAAGAGGACAAGGAGACCAUCGCACUUGUAACUAAAACUGGUGAUUGGUGUGUGAACUUCAUUCGUCACAAGAAGAAGAAGACUUACUACCACAAAAAUAAAUACCUUGUCACUGUGACUGAGGUUUCUGAGUUUCAGCUCGAGAGAGAGAGCCAAAAAAGCUCACAAGUCCAUAUUUAUCCUGAUAAGUACAGAAAAAGUCAUACUGAGUGUGAGCUCCACAACUGCUCGUGGGAUUGUGCAUUUGGUCGUGAUGUUGGUUUCCUUCCGAAGCAGUCCCUCAUCCUACACAUGGAGACUCCAACUGUGGCACCUGAGGUGGAGAGAGCUAUCCCGCAUCCCUGGCAGCCUGAACACAUCAUGGAGGAUUUUGAGGACUUUUGGAAGACUUUGGACUCUAUAAACGAACAGCUAGCGGCGGCGAAGCGACGUGAUAAAAGGGCCGCCGGUGCAGCACGGAGCAUUGCGAGCUGCAUUGCGAUGUCUGGGCACCAAGGUGGAAGAGGACGGGGCCACUGCGACAAAUACAAGUACCUGGGAAGAUGCGAUAAACUGGGUACAACGUGCACCUUUCGACACGAAGUGGUAGCAAGCCCGACCUACGCGGAAUAUUUACCCGUUCCUGCUGGUACGACAAUCGGCAUGGUCAUUGGAAGUGGAGGCUGCAACAUGAAACAAAUGCGCAGCAUUGCUCGCUGCGGAGUCAUAGUGGAGAAAGACAAGGUUUCAAUUGGCACCGAUAGCAGGGAAAAUCUAAAAUUACUGGUUGAUAAAAUGAAGCUGAUUUUAUCCCAAGAGCGUGUAUCUGGUCCAUCAUGGACCUAUAUACACCCACAAGGGGUGUCCAGCCUUGGCACAUAUGAGUUUAUACCUUACCAAGGGCGAAUACCAGUCAGAGCACUACGACCUGGACUCACCAUGUAUGAGUUGUAUGGAGAUUUGCCCCAGGGAGGAACAGAUGAAGAUGACAUUGUUAGAGGAGUUGCUGCUAUGAGCCCCAUUACAGCUGAUGAUAAAAGAGAAGGUCUGCAGAGUAAACUGAGACAACUCCAUGGUGAAACUCAAGCAGCAUUAUUGUGCAGAAUUCACCUUGAACCAAAGAGAAAUAUUAAGCAGUCUCUCACUGAUGGCUUGAGGCUGCUUUGUGACAAAAAGGAACAACUCAUUACAAGACUUGAUGCUAGAUUUGGAAAGGUUACUUGGAGUAAAUUCCCUGAAGAGGUCUACAGACGAAGAAUGGAUAUUCAAGAGCUGGGAGAUCUACUUUUCGUAGAGCAGAGCAAACACAUAAACAUAUUCAACACAGACAUCCAGGCUUUAGGUGCUGAGGCUAUCCGUAAAAAAUUUAGACGCUCUCCUAGCUACCCUCUGGAGACUUUUGAUGUGAAGUUGACAAGUAUCGGGAGUGUGGGAGGAGAAGGAGAAACAAGACUCGACAUUCGUCUGCUCGUGAGGAAAAGCGAUGAUGGAAGAACAGGUGUAGAGGUGGCUCUCGUGAAAAAGAAUGAGAUCAAAGAUGUCACUUUUGACAUCCUUAACAUACAUCGAAAACAUGAUGUGCGUAUCGGCCUUCACCACUACAAGUGUGUGGAGGAGGGAGAGCCUAUUUUUGGUAUUGUUAGGGAGAUGGUUGGCCGAAUGGCCUUUCCGUCUCGUCACAGAGUCCGCUUCCAGCCGAGAUCUUCGCGGUGGAGUGUCCAUCUCAUCCGCCACAAACAGAAGACGACAUACAUAAUGGACGGCGGAGGUUUUGCUGUCACUGUAGCCACUGUUUCUGAGCACUCCUUUGACGCAAAGAAUGACGAAGCUGUUGAGUUUGACAUGCGAAUGGAAGCAAAUGAAACACACGCCGAAGUAGAACUGCACAACUUGGCCUGGGAGUGUGCCUUUGGUCGAGAUGCAGGACUCUCUGCUGACAAGUCCCUUGCUCUGCAUAUAGAGCGAGGCUCGGCUGACACGAGGCAGUUUGACACCAUUCCUUACCCCUGGCAGACUGCCAGCAUCCUCAGGGAUUUUGAUGCCUUCUGGAGCCACCUGGAAACCCUUACCGACAGACUAGAUGGACCACAGUAG
This is a messenger RNA of Geodia barretti, 3015 nucleotides long. The record is from the annotation of a GenBank genome assembly. Lineage: Eukaryota; Metazoa; Porifera; Demospongiae; Tetractinellida; Geodiidae.